Messenger RNA from Thlaspi arvense, 387 nucleotides. NCBI's taxonomy places the organism in Eukaryota, Viridiplantae, Streptophyta, Magnoliopsida, Brassicales, Brassicaceae. The record is from the annotation of a GenBank genome assembly.
CUCAACAGUGGAUCUUUACCGUCCCCUCCAUUAGCUGAGGGUGCUGUUGUUGCGAGGAAGAUUGCUGGGGCAUCGGUUGUCUGGAAGGACUUGACUGUAAUUAUAAAGGGAAAAAGAAAGUACUCUGACAGGGUUGUGAAGAGUUCAACUGGUUAUGCAUUGCCAGGGUCUAUGACAGUUAUUAUGGGUCCAGCGAAGUCUGGAAAAUCAACUUUAUUGCGAGCUCUUGCAGGUAGGUUGCAUGAUUCAGCCAAAUUGUACGGUGAAGUGUUCGUGAAUGGAGAGAAAUCACGAGUGCCAUAUGGUUCCUAUAGUCUUGCUAAGGCCCUUGCUUUGUUCUCUUCCAUACCUGCUUAUCAAGAAAUGCUAUACCUGUUGGAUCUUUAA